Messenger RNA from Aedes aegypti (yellow fever mosquito), 1149 nucleotides. It is a transcript of the gene Clp, whose product is annotated as cleavage and polyadenylation specificity factor subunit 4. Lineage: Eukaryota; Metazoa; Arthropoda; Insecta; Diptera; Culicidae. The record is from RefSeq and is a predicted model, not a curated record. The transcript has 5 exons. Bases 243 to 1115 code for a protein of 290 amino acids. Gene Ontology annotation, molecular function: RNA binding; zinc ion binding.
AUUCGGUGAGUGUAUAACGAAGAGUACUCACCACCGUUCAGCAGUUUAAGCGCCACCGCCUUGUCCAGGGAGACUGCUGACGCCCUUUCCAAAUAUUGAUCCCGAAAUGUCAAUUGACGCUGAUGACAUGUGACAUGACAUGUGUGGUGACAUCAAAAAAUCGCAAACCGGACCGAAAAGCACAACAUCAAACGCGUCUCAGGACAGGACGACGAUAAAUAAUUCUCAGUUCUUUUUACAAAAUGGAUUUUCUGAUAGCUGGUGUUGAUAAUGUACUGUUCAAAAUAGAGAAAGAUCUCAAUGAACAGUUCGGAGCGCUCCCGUUGCCGUUCCCUGGGAUGGAUAAAUCGACGGCUGCCGUCUGUUUAUUCUUCAAUGCCACCGAUGGGACCGAAUGCGAUAAAGGGGCAGCUUGUCCGUUCCGCCACAUCCGUGGUGACCGUACGAUAGUCUGCAAACAUUGGCUUCGUGGUCUGUGCAAAAAGGGGGACCAGUGCGAAUUUCUGCACGAGUACGACAUGACCAAAAUGCCGGAAUGUUACUUCUAUUCCCGGUUCAACGCUUGCCACAACAAGGAAUGUCCUUUCCUGCACAUAGAUCCGGAAAGUAAGAUCAAAGAUUGCCCUUGGUAUGACCGGGGCUUUUGUCGUCACGGUCCCAGCUGCCGGCAUCGUCACGUGAGGCGUGUCCUGUGUAAUUUUUAUCUGGCCGGAUUUUGUCCCGAUGGAGAGUCGUGUAAAUUUAUGCACCCACGGUUUGAGCUUCCACCGCCGUCGGAGACCAAGGAUCAGCUGCCGAAACGCCUACCGACGUGUCACUAUUGCGGUGAACCGGGACACAAAGCUUGCUACUGUCCUAAGAUGCCUCAGGAGCAACGCGAAGCAACCUUACGAAUGGAGGAGGCAAGGUACCGAUCGCUUGGCUAUUUCAAACAUCGCCAAAAUAUGGACAACUCCAAUCCGAAUCCAGAAGAAGCACCUGUCCUACCGCAAAAACCACCUCCGAGGCCCCUCGAAGAGAUUACGUGCUUCAAAUGUGGAACCAAAGGACAUUAUGCAAACAAAUGCACGAAAGGACACUUGGCUUUCUUGUCCAACAAUGCUGUUCGAAAGUAAGAGAAAAAUUUCGAUAUAAAGUAGGUAAUACAAA